Coffea eugenioides is the source of this 1961-nucleotide messenger RNA. RefSeq names its product golgin subfamily A member 2. Gene Ontology annotation, biological process: translation. The record is from RefSeq and is a predicted model, not a curated record. Bases 177 to 1667 code for a protein of 496 amino acids. Gene Ontology annotation, molecular function: structural constituent of ribosome. Gene Ontology annotation, cellular component: ribosome. Lineage: Eukaryota; Viridiplantae; Streptophyta; Magnoliopsida; Gentianales; Rubiaceae. The transcript has 5 exons.
AUUCCCCUCCGCUCCAAAUGAGCCGGGGCGAAAUACCAAUUCUCCGAACCCCAAAUCGAAAAGCAGUAAAGAGUAGCUUGUUCCUGUUAGUACACUUGGCUGAAUAGGUGGAUGCUAAAAUUUCAGGUUCCUUAGGGUUUCCUCAAGCCUCUGCAAUCAAAUCUCCGCCACGCAUUAUGGCGGCAACCACCAAGCUCCUCCAACUCCGCCCUAAAACCCUCCCCCUCACCACCACCACCGCCACCACUCCAGCCGCCACUUCAGUUCAUUUCUUUUCAUCCUCCACCACCCCUGACCCUGACAAUACCCCCUCCCCGCAAUCCAAACCCCGUCCGCCACCACCCCAAUCCCAACCCCAACCCCAAUACCAAUCCCAAUCCCCAUUUUCGUUUUCUUCUUACAUCAGUGAUGUCAAAGCCAGCCUCAAACAACAACAACAACAACCACAGCAAUCACAAUGGAACCCUCAAUCCCAACCCCGUCGAAAACCAUUCUCUUUCGCCUCCCCCGUCUCAAAGCAAUCCGACCAGAUAGAAGAAAUCCGCAAAAAUUUACUUGAGUUUCGCCGCCGUUCUGCACCACCUCCUCCAACACCACCACCUCCUCCAUCCUCCACUUCUAGCACUACUUCUGCCCCGAAUUCCUCCCGGUCCAUUUCGUUUCAAGAACUUUACCAGCGGGGUCUCGCUUCCAAAGGUCAAGAGUCCGCCCCAGGUGCCUCGGAGGCAGUGGUGAAGGAUUCAUUCAGGACUAUCCGCGACAGCUUAAAUCAGCUCAAACCCUCUUCAACAAACCAGAGUCAAGGGGGUGGGAGAACGAACAAUGCCAUGCCCAUCUCGAGGUGGAAAGAGAGUUUGACGACGAGGCCACUAGACCCAAGUUUGCCAUCUUUGCAUCAAAGGGGGAUUGAAGGGAGCGAUCAUUUGCCGCCGUCGAUUUUUCGACGGGAGAUGAACGAAGUGGACGCGGAGGAUGGUACUCAAUUUCAGACGGAGUUUGUGAGGAUUUAUUCCACUCGAGAGUUGGGCGAGAAGCUCAGGGCGCUAAGGCCCGAGAGACGGGACAAGAAAGAUUGGUUUUCAUUGGAAGAGUUGAGCGAAAGGCUGGUGAAGUUGAGAAAGAUGGAGGAGGAGGAGAUAAACUCGAAACCUGCUGGUGCUACCUGGAUGACUUUGAGGAAAAGUCUUCAAGCGAUCAGUGAAACUCAGAGUGAACCCAAGAAGCACAACAUUGCUAUCUUGGGCCAGCUUCCUCCACUCUACAUGUCAUCUCCCCCAAAGGAAGAAUUAGUUGAAAAGUAUUUCCACCCUGAUCACAUGUCAGCUGCCGAGAAAUUGAAGCUGGAGCUUAAGAAAGUGAGAGACAAAUUUAAAUUGUCGGAGUCAGAUUGUGGUUCUGCUCGUGUUCAAGUGGCACAACUCACAACAAAGAUUAAGCACCUAUCUACAGUUCUGCACAAGAAGGACAAGCAUUCUCGAAAAGGUCUUGAAGAAAUGGUUCAAAGGAGGAAGAAAUUAUUGAAGUAUUUGAGGAGGACUGACUGGGAUUCUUACUGCUUCGUUCUCUCAAAGCUUGGUCUUCGCGAUAGUCAGGACGAUUAUGCCAAGAAAAAGAACUAUCCGUCCAAAAAGGACCAUUCUGGUAAAAAAAAGGCACUUAAAAAUUAGAGCAUACUGUCUCUCUGUUUCUUCUCAUUGGUUUUGUUCAUUGCUUCAUCUGUCCACAUUGGGAAUGAUGGCUUAGAUUUCUGGUUGCCAUUGUCAUCCCCUGUUCUCUGCAAUGUCAGUGUACUAGUUCUCUUGAUGUAGUGAAAGUGAAAACUUUGAUAUCUAGAUACCAAUCUUGAGAACGUCUAGGUAGAAAUCACGUACAAGAAUGGUGAGCAUACAGUGACAGGUACUGUUUGUGCAGUCCAAUUUUUUCUUGUUCAAUAAAAUGUUAUGUUAUUCCUUGCUGCUGUA